AAGAAUCAAUGUUUUAGACGAUAUCAAUGAUUUGUAGAGUCGAGUACAGUAUGUGAAUUCCGUAGUCUUAUUAUGUUUAUGUUGUGACCGUUGUGACCGUUGUGACCGUGGCUGAAGCUCGAAGAUGGCUGUGCUACCUACAGCUGGUCGCCGUGCUCUACAGCUGAUUCGUAGCUGUGGCGUUGGACGGGUGCACGCUUCUAGCUAUCACUCGACCACUGUCGAGAGGAAUGCUGAUGUGAGUCCAGCGCCUGCAGCCACUGCUGGUGCGCAACAGGCAACCAGCAGCAUCCAUGACAUGGCCUACUCGCCUAGCUGGUAUGCACUGGGAGUCAACGAAGAGCUGAGAGUUAUGAUGAAGAAGACUGGCGCAAAGAAACACUCAAACUUGAUUCAGGCAAAGUGCUUGCCUCCAAUGCUGCAAGGGCACAAUGUUCUUGUCCACGCCUUGCCCGGAUCUGGCCUUACAACGGCGUACUGCAUAGCCAUCUGUGAUCGGAUCAUGAAGUCACUUGCUAAUGCGGAGAUGCGGCGCGAAGUGAUUCCUGCCGAUGAGAAGCCUGGUGUGUUGACGACGAAAGAGGAGAAGCAUGUGAUUGACGCCUUGCAAUCAGCAACGGCCAUCGGAGCACGGGCACUCGUCCUCGUCAAGGACGCCGUCCAAGUGCAACUUGUCGCCAAGCGGUUCAACAAGUACUUUGGCAAGACGUUCCGCGCGUGCGCCCUGUACGAGAAAAGCGAUCUGGUUAUGACGGCGGAGACGGCUGUUCUGGUCAUGACACCGCAGGUGCUGCUCGGCAUGGAACUGCCUUCGCUGAUGCGUCGCAUUGAUACCAUCGUCCUGGACAGUGUCUGUGAGAAGUAUGUUCUCGACCAGGUGCUAGCCCUGCCGCCACCUCGCACCACCGCCAUCAACCCGGUGGCCGGGACGCUGCCGGACGAGAAUGAAGACGACUACACGAAUCCGUUCAACCGUCAGCUGAUCGGGAUCGUGGACAACAUGACGCUCUUCGGGCAGGCGUCGUCGAUUCUCGCCCGCGACCCGCGCGUCGUCCUGGUGCGUGCGCCCCCUGACCCGGACAAGCUGCGCCAGCCGGCGUACCGGGUCUCCUCGCACUUGUUUGUGCGCGCCGAGGACGAGAAGGCGGCGCUUCGCACGGUGGUCACGGAGCUGCACGGCAUGCGCUCGACGCACUACGACACCACGCUGCAGGCCUCGCACUGCAAGCGCGUACUGGUCAUCGCCAGCAGGCAGAUGAAUCCCGAAGCGCUGGCCAACCUCUGGGCGGUCGUCACCGAGCCGCAGAUGGUGCACGACGUCGGCGGCAAGGAGGAGGCCUGGUUCAAGAACUUCCGCGUGUCGGCGCUGUUCGCACGGCUGCAGCGCGAAUCCUACAAGCUGUUCUCGAACGGGUCAGUGCCACUGAUGGUGACGACGCAGGAUUUCGCUACCGGCCUCCAUUUCCAGGCACCGCUGGACGCUGUCAUCUUUUACGGCAUGCCGGACCCGCAGCACUACUUUGAGGCGUGUCGGCAUGUACAGUAUCGCAGGGGCUGCGUGAUAACGGUGUACGAUGAGUCACGCGCCGCCUUGGUUGACGUGCUGCAGGCACUGUCGCGCCCAUCUCCGCCGAAGCUGAGCGAGACACACAACGACAUGUUGUGGCAACUGGUGUCCACAACACUGAACAUGCGCGAUGUGAGAAACAUGUCCGACUACGUCCAAGCGGUCAGCCCGCAAGCCCUGAAAAAGAUUGCCGGCAGCGUCGCGGACAUCGACUCGUUGGCAGCUCAAGUGGGCGCUGGACUGUAUGCGAGGAGAAGACCCAGACGUCCUCUCGAUGGCGAGCGGCGGAUGCGUAAAUAGCAUACUGAGUUUCAUCAUGACUCGUAUUGCGUUGCGAUGAUGACAUGUGUAUCGUAUUGUACAUGUAUAUAAAUGUGUGUGUGUGUGUGUGUGUGUGUGUGUGUGUGUGUGUGUGUGUGUGUGUGUGUGUGUGUGUGUGUGUGUGUGUGUGUGUGUGUGUAUUGUACAGUGGAGAAGUCCUACUUUAUCUGCGCUUUAUUAAAAAAGUUGAUGGACAAACUCUGUUUUCUUAAUUUAUGCAUGCUGUAGUUUGGUAUAUAAUCUGUACAUACCACAGCUUAGGCUAUUUUCUUGUUAGGGACAUUUAAAUGCCUGUUCAUUCAAUGCUUGUAAUCUGUUGGGAAACCCUCAGCCGAAAGGCUACUGAA
Molecule: messenger RNA, 2235 nt
Organism: Sycon ciliatum
Lineage: Eukaryota; Metazoa; Porifera; Calcarea; Leucosolenida; Sycettidae
Exons: 5
Coding region: 125-1867 (580 amino acids)
Molecular function (GO): RNA helicase activity; RNA binding; ATP binding
Source: RefSeq, a predicted model, not a curated record